AUGCCUGGUCAGAGUAACAAUGCGGAUCAAUUCGGUUUUAAAUGGAGCAAGUGGGUUCCUAAUAAGUGUAAUAUUUUUAUGUGGCGCGCCUACUUGGAUCGGCUCCCGACGAAGACAGCUUUGAUUAGAAGGAAUAUUCAUGUGGAAAAUGACGUUUGUGUGUGGUGCGAAGAAGCGGAGGAAUCAAUCGAUCAUAUUAUUACAGGUUGUAGUGUUUCUGCAGGCGUUUGGCAUGGUAUUUCGGUUUGGUGUCGGAUCCCAGAGAUCUAUGUUUUCAGUGUGAAGGAUGUUGCGGCUCUGCACGAGUUCUGCGCAGCGGAAGGGCAUAAGAAAAGCCUGCUUCAAGGUAUUUUCAUUAUAGCUAGUUGGAGGUUAUGGAGGGCCAGGAACGAGAAGUUGUUUUCUGGUAAGAACUCGACUGUGGCAGACAUUGUUGCGGAUGUCAAGACGUUGGCCUUUUUGUGGUAUAAGCAUAGAUUUAAAGGUGAAAUUGUAGAGUGGGAGAGAUGGCGUUCGUUUGAUGUAAUGUAA
Helianthus annuus (common sunflower) is the source of this 531-nucleotide messenger RNA. RefSeq lists its product as uncharacterized. Lineage: Eukaryota; Viridiplantae; Streptophyta; Magnoliopsida; Asterales; Asteraceae. The transcript has a single exon. The record is from RefSeq and is a predicted model, not a curated record. Bases 1 to 531 code for a protein of 176 amino acids.